GUGAUGGCAUCCCUCUCUGACGAAUUUACUCUUGAAUCUGUGAAGGACUUUAUGGUGUUCCGGGGUGGCAGGGUGACGAAUCAUGAACUGGUGAACCACUUCAAGAUAUACCUCACCAAUCCUUCAUGUAAAGAGACUGCGAGGAACAAGUUCAAACAGUUUGUCAACACUCUGGCCAACAUCAGCAACGAGGGCGGUGAGAAGUACCUGGUGUUGAAGCGCAAGUACAGGGCGGGGACGCCUCUGGAUGACGAGUAUGUCACACCAGCCCAGUCACCCUCGGGACCCGCCUUCACCACCCCCAACCAGUUCAACGUGUAUGGCAGCCCUCAACUCAGCUCCCCCAUCUCCCCCGGCACACCUCCUGCCCCUCCCUUACCAACCAGAGCUACUCCACCAUACAGGGCGCCCCCAUACAGGCCACCUCCCCCCGCCACGCCCUCCCAUCAAGGAUAUUUACCACCAGAAGACUUGAAAUUCAGUGAACGAAGGUAUGACGGCUCGCCGCAACACUUCAAUGGGCGAAGUGAGGCCAGGUAUCAUGGUGAUAUUCCCGUGUACCACCCAGGGAGUGAACCCAGAUAUCCCCCCGUGGCUGAUCCGCGCUUCAGCGAGGCGAGGUACCCCUAUGAGGAGCCCGCCGACCUGGGCAUUCCUCCGCCUCCACAAACGAUGCGCUCUGCCAGCUCUUUAUCAUCCCUCUCAAGCAGCGUGUCGUAUGGGGGGUCAUCAGCCCCUCACUCCCCGGCACAGCCAUAUGGUGGCUAUGGUAACGUCCCUCCCUUGGUCCCUCUGUCAGCCUCGCGUCCUAAGUCCCUCUCCCUCCACCAAAUGUCCUCCCCCUCGGAAGAUGGUGAUUCUCAAUCAGUGUCGGCCACAACGGUGUCAUCCUCCUCCUCCACGUCGUCUGAGGAGCCGCCUCCCCCAGUGCCACCUCGACGCAGACAGGCAGACAACAAGGAAAACUUGAGACCCGCGCCCGACGGCGAAGAAGGUGUCAAAAUGGCGAUGGGGGACGGAAACAACGAGGACGGGGCCGGGGAGGGCAGGGGAGAGGAACGCAAGAUCUCCAUAUCUGUGCGAGAACAAACUCAGAAGUUCAACAAAAUGGCCUCAGAGUCACAACUCCCGUCGUCCUCCUCCCGCGCCUCCUCCAAGAGCAACAGGAGUUCUAGGAGUGAUAAGGAUGAUGACGACUCCACAUCUAUACUCUCGUACGGGCCCGAGGGUCAGGAGUGGCAGAUUGCCGUCGCCAAGAGUGACUUCAACGAAAUACUGCGGCUGCUCAAGAUUCACCCAAGCCUCGCUCGACACAAGGAUAUCGCCAAUUAUACAGCGCUCCACUGGGCCGCCAAGCAGGGCAGGACUGAAGUGGUGAAGCUCCUCGCUGGGACGCACCACGUGGAGAUCAACGCCAAAUCCAAUGGGGGCUACACGCCGCUGCACAUCGCCGCCAUGUACAACCGCACCGAGGUGUUUGACCUGCUCGUGCACUACGGUGCUGAUCUCAACAUGAGGGACUAUUCGGGAAAGAAGCCUCGCACCUACAACACCAUCGCCUCCACAGUCUCGCAGGACACGCAGAGACGAAUCGUGCAGCGAAGGAAUUCUGUGAAAGAUGCAGCUGCAUUCCUACGCAUUGGUUCCCUGAAUGUGAAGGUGCGCAAGACCACAGAGGCCUUCAACAGUCUGCUUUCUCGUGACGUGGAAGCAAAACUCCAUCGGGCAUGGGGCUCCAGCGACUCCCUCCCAGAUGCUGAAAAAGAAACAAAAUUAAUGCCACCUCCAAAGUUUGGACCAAUUAAGAAGAGAAAACUCAAGAAAGACCGUGACGCUCCAGCAGCUCGUCCUGUUUCUGCCUACUCUGUGCUCACCCCUUCAGAGGACAAUUCAGCUUCCAUGCAGACUCCUUCAGGAACUCAUGUUAAUGCUGAUUCUGAUUCAGACUCAGCUUAUGGUUUUGGCUCAGAGUGGCACUGAUUUCCUAGAAUUAAGACUUGGGAAGCAGAUUUCACUUUGCAUCUUCAACAAAACAUGACAAUGGGUAAUGCAUAUUUUUAGGAGUGAUGGGGUUAUCAUGUAAUACAGUCUUGUUUAAGCUUCAUUGUAGGCUACUCAGCUCAAUAUCAUGUAGAUGUGCUAAGAAAUAAUCAAAACCAUAGAUAUUUAGGUCCUUUACGAUGUGGUUGGUCCAGUCAGACACAGGCAUGGGAUGCCUUAGUUUAUCAAA
Messenger RNA from Portunus trituberculatus (swimming crab), 2230 nucleotides. It is a transcript of the gene sowah, whose product is annotated as ankyrin repeat domain-containing protein SOWAHB-like. Gene Ontology annotation, molecular function: protein binding. The record is from RefSeq and is a predicted model, not a curated record. NCBI's taxonomy places the organism in Eukaryota, Metazoa, Arthropoda, Malacostraca, Decapoda, Portunidae.